This is a messenger RNA of Dromiciops gliroides (monito del monte), 243 nucleotides long. RefSeq names its product selenoprotein H-like. The record is from RefSeq and is a predicted model, not a curated record. Lineage: Eukaryota; Metazoa; Chordata; Mammalia; Microbiotheria; Microbiotheriidae. Gene Ontology annotation, cellular component: Golgi apparatus.
AUGGCUCCUCGCGGGAGGAAGCGUAAGGCGGACGUGACGGCGGACGGGGAAGUCGAAAAGCCGAAGAAGCUGGCCCAGGGUGGCGAUGCGGGAGCAGGAGAGUCCCGCGUGGUCAUUGAGCACUGCAGCUGACGCGUGUACGCGCGCCACUCAGCGGCCGUAGGCCAGGCGCUGGGUCUCGCCUCCCCGGGGUUGACCUUGCAGCUGAAUCCCGACAAGUUCGGCCGGAGUAGCUUCGGGUGA